AUGAAGGACCAGCACACAGAUGUGCGGGGUUGGGUGGCCUACCACCGCGCCAUCGGCGUGGGCAAGUUCUACCUGGUGGACACGGGGUCCGGCGAGAGCAUGCAGAGUGUGCUCCAGGACCACAUCGACUCGGGGUUAGUGGACUUCGAGUAUGACUCGGGCAUCCUGCCCACCAGGGGCACCCAUGGCCCUCAGCUCGGCGUUUACCAGCAGUGCAUCGCCAAGGCCAGCAAGAGGAAUGAGAGGUGGAUGGCGCUGAUCGACCUGGACGAAUUCCUGGUGAUCAGGGACGCCACGCCUGACCUCCCCACCCUCCUCCACGACUACGAGUCGGCUGGGGCGCUGGUGGUCAACUGGGUGGUGUUUGGCAGCUCCGGGCAGACGGUGCGCUCCCCGCUGGAGCCCCUGGCCUCCUUCUGGAUGUGCGCCCCGGACCAGCACAGCGAGAAUCUGCACGUCAAGUCCAUUGUGCAGCCGGCGCGCGUGGCGGGGGUGACCACCGAUCCCCACCACCUCAAGUACGUGGAGCCGUACUUUGCCGUCAACACGACGCACGACCGCGUGGACGGCCCGAAGUCGGAGCGCCAGGCCUCGGACAGGCUGGCGCUGUACCACUACGCGCUGAAGAGCGAGGAGGAGUAUCAGGCCAAGAUGAAGAGAGGGUCGGGCAUGGGCAACCAGAAGACCAUGGCCUUCUUCCACUACGUCAACAACUACACCGCGGCAGUGUGCCUUGACGGCAUUGACAAGGGGAGGUACCUGGCCAGCUUUGUCAGCUGA
This is a messenger RNA of Auxenochlorella protothecoides, 780 nucleotides long. RefSeq lists its product as hypothetical. The transcript has 4 exons. Bases 1 to 780 code for a protein of 259 amino acids. The record is from RefSeq and is a predicted model, not a curated record. NCBI's taxonomy places the organism in Eukaryota, Viridiplantae, Chlorophyta, Trebouxiophyceae, Chlorellales, Chlorellaceae.